This is a messenger RNA of Saccostrea echinata, 2828 nucleotides long. RefSeq names its product zonadhesin-like. The transcript has 17 exons. The record is from RefSeq and is a predicted model, not a curated record. Bases 78 to 2621 code for a protein of 847 amino acids. Lineage: Eukaryota; Metazoa; Mollusca; Bivalvia; Ostreida; Ostreidae.
GCAUCAAUAGUGAUUGUCCUUCAAAUGCUGAGUGUUCAAACAACAAGUGUACAUGUAAAACUGGAUUCAUCGACGUUAUGGGGACUUGUGAGAAAAAAUGUAUCGAUAGUGACUGUCCCACAAAUGCUGAGUGUUCAGACAACAAAUGUACCUGUAAAACUGGCUUCGUCGAUGUUAUGGGAACUUGUGAAAAAAAAUGUAUCGAUAGCGACUGUCCUUCAAAUGCUGAGUGUUCAAACAACAAAUGUACCUGUAAAACUGGCUUCAUCGACGUUAUGGGGACUUGUGAGACUGAAUGUGUAGAUAAAAAUUGCCAGACAAAUGCACUUUGCAAAAACAACAAAUGUGUCUGUGUAGAUGGCUACAUAGACAAUGGUGGAAUUUGUGAAGUAAAGUGUGUGGAUAGUGCAUGUCCAUCGAAUUCAGCUUGUGUAGACAACAAAUGCAAAUGUAAUUCCGGAUAUGUAGAAAUCAAUGGCGAAUGUGAAGUGAAAUGUGUGGACAGUGAUUGUAAAGCUAAUGCAGUUUGUCGCCACAAUAAGUGUACCUGUAAAGUGGGCUUCAUUGAAAGAAGUGGUAGUUGUGAAGAACUUUGCCACUCUUUUAACUGUCCUCGAUUUGCUUCAUGCGUCGACAACAGAUGCACGUGUAACAGAGGAUACGUGAUGAUUGGAAACAAAUGUGAAGUUAAAUGUGAUGCUUCGAAAUGCGCGCGAAACGCAAAGUGUCGAUCCAAUAAAUGCCAGUGUAAGAGAGGGUAUAUAGGAGACGGUGCCACUAAGUGUCAAGAAAGCUGUGGAGGUAAGGUCUGUGGAAAGAAUGCUCGAUGUUCACGAUAUGGACGCAGAAGGAAAUGCAAAUGUGUAAGAGGCUUCUAUGGCGAUGGUUUCACUUGUACAGAUACCUGUGGUGGAAAGAAAUGUCAUAUGUAUGCACGAUGUAUAAAUAACAAAUGUGUCUGUUCUAUGGGUACUUACGGAUCAGGAGAAACUUGCAAGAGACUGUGUGGGUGGAAGCGAGUUAGAUGCGGUGACAAUGCCAGCUGCUACAGAGGAAAAUGUAAAUGUGACGGGGGAUUCGAAGGAGACGGCAUGAUCUGUAAAAAACUAUGCACAUGCACAAUCACGAGUGACACGUGGUAUAAUCUGUACGAUGGGAACUUUGUGAGGUUUGCUGGAACUUGUAAAUACGCCUUGUCCCAAUACAGUAAUUCCAGUUCCCCAUGUCAAUACACGACGGAGAUAAAGUACAAAAAGACAGACUCUCCAAGAAAGGGAACAACGUUAGAGUAUAUCGAAAUCUCUGCUGCAGGAAGGAAGAUACACAUGGGUAGAAAUUUAGAAGUCAUGGUGGACGACCUCCAGGUGUACUUACCUUACACAUCUGCCGCCGUAACAAUUCACUACAGCGGGCUAGGUGUGAUCGUCCUUUUUAACGGCUGUAGUAUUCGGUUGUUCUGGAAUGGAAGGGGAAUGGUAGCACUGUCUGUUCCAUUAGACUUUGGUGAUUCUUUGACUGGAAUCUGUGGGAACUGUAACAAAAAGAGGGACGAUUUGAGAAUUAAAGGUGGUGAAGAUGUUACGAGUUAUGGACAGGAGGCUGGGUCAUAUAUUGGAAACAGCUAUUUAGUGACAGAAAUGGAGAAUAACCAAACAUGCGAGUCCCUUGGGUCUACCAUAACAUGUUGGAACCGUAGGGGCUCCUACUCGUUCAGGAAAUGUGGAUUGCUUAACAGGAAAUACAAAUAUUCACCAUUCAAACGUUGUAUGAAAGCGUUCCCAGAGCUUGCAGACAGAAUGUAUAAAGCCUGCAGGCAGGACUAUUGUGCCAGUGGCCUUGAGGCUGAUUCCACUCUCUGUAGACAUUUAGAAGGAUUCGCCACUCUGUGCGCCAAACGUGGUCAGCUCGUAUAUUGGAGGUACCGUGUUCCGACUUGCAAACGGAAACUUAAGUGUGGAAAGAGAAAGUUUUACUGGUGGUUUGCAUCUGCAUGUCCCAAUACAUGUAUGGAUCCAAAUGCAGAAAAGAAAUGCAUUCUGCCAAAGACUGAAAGCUGUCGUUGUGCUCAUGGUUUUGUCUUAAGUGGAGAAAAGUGUGUCAGGGCAAAAGAUUGUGGGUGUUCAAGGGGUCCUUAUUAUUUUCCAUUAAAAGCAGUUUACACGAAGCCCGAUUGCUCUGGAGUCGACACGUGUCGUAAAUUACCAGGCAAAAAGCGCCCUCAGUUGGUCAAGGGCAAAAAACAAACUUGUCACACUGAGGCUACUUGUGACGUCAUACACGGUGUACCUCAGUGCACAUGCCAGAUUGGAUUUACAGGGGACGGUGUCAUAAAAUGUAAACCGGCAACGUCGUGUUCUGUGUCAGAAAACGUUCGAAAUUGCAGUGCUACUAUUGAGUUAGCGGGAGAAUGUUUCUACAAAUCCAGACAUACGCAGGCUUGUAGAUACACCACGCUCAGCGUCACAGACGGCAAGAAACAUCGUGCUUACGUCAAGUUUAAGGGCCAGACUAAAAGCCGAUCUCUGCCCCGUGGUCACACGUCUUCGGGAUGUGCAGACUUUACGUUUUCAGGAGACCGAGUUAUUAUAGAGGAAAAAAUAUGUGAUUGUCCUGGACAUUAAAUUUCAAUGCAUGAACAAAUUGUCUAUAUAUUUAUUGUAAUUUACUGGAAUAAAAUAUCUUUAAAAGAUCACUGUAUUCAUGUACAUAAUGUAAAAUGGACUGGGAAAUAGAACGCUUACAAUUGCAAAUAACACAUGAUUAACAAAAAACAAUAUUAUAACUGAAUAUGGCAAAUGAAGAAGUCAGAUGUGACCGAAAUUGAGGAA